This is a messenger RNA of Meloidogyne enterolobii, 517 nucleotides long. Lineage: Eukaryota; Metazoa; Nematoda; Chromadorea; Rhabditida; Meloidogynidae. The record is from the annotation of a GenBank genome assembly.
UUUGUCAUUUAAUUAUUAUUUUUUAUUAAAAAUGGAACCCGGCAGUCAACGGCUUUUUCAACCCGGAAAGACUUGUGUUGCUAACUCGAUAUGUCCACGUCUAAUUGAUUAUAUUGUAAUUGUUGGAUCACGCCCUUCUACAUCUUCCAAACGUCGCCGUAUUCCAACUCAAAACGGCGUUGCUUCAGCCGAGGGCGGUUUAUUCAACAACGCACCUCCAGGGGGAUUAAUUAGCCAUCCAGAAUUAUUGAGAAGGUAUCCAAAUGAAAAUCAUAGAGAUUUUGAAUUACCCAGAGAUGUUGUUUAUUUUUGUCAGCCAGAGGGUGCUGUGUCUUACACAGGAUCUGGUUUUCAUCAAUUAAGAAAAAGAAAUUUAUUUAACGAGGCAACUUCUUUUGUUUUUAUGUUAACUGAAAAAGAUACUGCCAAGGUGCGCUAUGGAGUAACUUUGAGCUUCUUUCUUAGCCUUGGUAAUAAUGAUAAUAUUUAUUUUUAUUCUUUCCGGAAAGAUAUUUAA